CAUAAUCACGUCAUCCGUAUCUUAGAGUUGAUAUCCAAAGACAAAAGCCGAGGAACAUCAUUAGCUAUUUACCUUAAAAUGUCUAAAAAGAAAGGACUAAGUUUGGAGGAGAAAAGGAGUCGUAUGAUGGAGAUAUUUUUUGAAACUAAAGAUGUAUUUCAGCUGAAGGACAUAGAAAAAAUUGCCCCCAAAACCAAAGGAAUCACCCCCAUGUCAGUAAAGGAUGUACUGCAGAGUCUGGUGGAUGACAACAUGGUGGAUUCUGAAAGGGUGGGAACGUCCAACUAUUACUGGGCCUUCCCCAGCAAAGCCCUGCACGCUCGCAAACGCAGGCUGGAGGAGUUGGAGAAACAGAAUGCGGAAGGAAGUCAGCGGAGAGAUGCGCUCCUACAGGCUGUGGAGAAAGCCAAAGAAGGACGAGAAGAGAGUGAGGAGAGAGCUGCUCUUCAGAAAGAGCUGGCGGGUGUGGGAGAGCAGAGGGAGACGCUGCAGGCUGAGCUGGAGAAAUACAGAGAGUGCGACCCAGAAGUGGUGGAGGAGAUGCGUAAGGAAAACAUUACUGCAAAGGAGGCUGUAUCCAGAUGGACAGAUAAUGUAUUUGCCAUCAAAUCCUGGGCCAAAAGAAAGUUCUGCUUCGAGGAUAGUCAACUGGAUAAAGCCUUUGGAAUUCCAGAGGACUUUGACUACAUGGACUAACCAAAUAUCUUCUAUCCAGACACAUGCCCACAAAGAAUGUCCACUAUUAAACAAUUUCCCCCAACAUUCAAGAGAUUGCUGCAUUUGCAUUGAUUUGAUCCUUUACCAACUGUGCAUCAUGUCUCAGUGAAGACCACAAUACAGAGCCAGGGCCAGUCUUUGAUUGUCUAACCACUCGUGAUCGAUUUCCCCAGGUUAAAAAUGCCUCGCUCGUGCUGCAUCCCAAGCUUGUACAACCAAAGUGUUACUGCUUUAAUAGAACCAGCAAAACUAGUCGGACUGAAAGGUCACUUUCUCCCAAAUGGCAGCGAAAAUGAUUCUUGCGUGUAAGAGGAGAAGGUACCAUGUGAGGUUCUGGCUGCUCUGAAGACUUCCGAUAUACCCUUGGCCAGGUUCAUGUCUGGGGGCACCUGUUUAUUGGGGUAAACUAAGCCGGGGUGUCUUGCUGACGGACAUGAGGCACGUAACUAGGGCUGCUAAGACACGGAACGAAAAACGCACAUCAAAGUUUAAGCAGUAUUGACUGAUCAUCUUGGUCUUGUGUACAGGACAAAAACAAUAACUUAAGUAAGCUUUUGGAAAAACUAUUUUUCUUAAUGUAUGUAUUUGGCCUUAUUGAAGGCAUCUAAUGCAUUAUAGGCUUCAACACAUCUGAUAUGUUGAGGUAGCUCAGUGUGUAGGCAAAGGAUUGUGUGCUGUAAUUAUUUUUUUUUUGCGUCCUGGAAAACCACUUGAACAUGUGCUUAUCAAAUUUAUUUUUUCAACCUGUGUAAUAUUUGAUUUCUUAAAUGUUUAGUACCAUUUUGUAUGGACCUUGUUUUAAAUGCCAUUUCUUUUUUGUCCUUUAAUCAUCUUAGUUGUAUCUUGAUAUGGUGAUAUUGUAUCUAAAAAUAAACAAUAACUACCCUGUA
Messenger RNA from Electrophorus electricus (electric eel), 1607 nucleotides. RefSeq names its product meiotic nuclear divisions 1 homolog (S. cerevisiae) (gene mnd1). Gene Ontology annotation, cellular component: nucleus. Lineage: Eukaryota; Metazoa; Chordata; Actinopteri; Gymnotiformes; Gymnotidae. The record is from RefSeq and is a predicted model, not a curated record. Gene Ontology annotation, biological process: reciprocal meiotic recombination. Gene Ontology annotation, molecular function: double-stranded DNA binding.